CUAAAGGGAAAUAUGGUGUGUGAAGCCUGUGCUGUGUACUACUGAGUGUUUGACUGACUGACUUGUCUUUUCCAAAGAAAACUUCCUGCGGCUCAGAUGGAAUCAAGUUUGCCAAAGUACAUAAAUCAUAAAGAAGAAUUCUUAGUAACGAGUGUUGACAAAUUAAAGAGCAAAUCGAUGCAAACAGAGAUAAACUUACAGAGUCCUGAGGAUCAGCUAUCGAGUGACAGCUCUAGUGAGCCUUCCUACAGUAGAGUUCCUUUGGGGCUUACCUUGGAAGAUCUUGAGCAGCCUUCUCAUUCUGAAGAGAGAGAGAUCCCGCUUAGCAGCAGGCGUAAAAAAAUGUCCGUGAAAAAUGGCGAAUCCCUCAGAAGAUCCAGAGAUAAGUUUUUAACUUUGCCUACUGAGGUGUUGAGAAAUAUAGAACAAGAAAACAAGGAAUUAAGAGACAAACUGAGUUCUCUUCAGGAAAGAAAUGCGUCACUUGUUUCCCAGAACCAGUUAUUAGUGAACAAAGUGGAGAUUGUACAAUCAGAGCUGAAGAAGUCUAAAUCAAGAGUUCGUUUAUUUGAAACUGCUUUGGGCCCUCGUACAUCAAGAAUUCCUGAGCUUGAGGAGCAUGUUGUAAGUUUGGAAGCUGAAGUUGAGUACAUGCAUAAGUCGUUUGCCUUACGCCUGAGUUUUUCCUGUGGGGUAAAGGGUCCUCUUAUAAAGCCAAGUUCCAUUGGGAUUGAUGAUGACUUGGUGGUAGAUUUGGAUGGCACCGUGGGAGUGUUGAAUCUAAAGUCAGAGAGGAGCAGUGGACAGGAGAGGCAAUACUGUAUCGAGAGCAAAAAUUCCGAACUGAUUUCUGUUCUUACCCCAAUCAAUCAGAGGAUUCUUAAACUCGAGAGUGUACUUGAAAAUAAAGAAAAAGUCCUUAAGGAAAACCUUGAAGCUUUAUACGUGAAAAUACAGAUUGAGAAUUCUUGUACAACCAACAGACAGGAGUGGAACUGGAAAUUUUGGAUCAAAAUUUGGAGGAAACUGUCAGUAAAAGAAGCAGAAAACAAAGAGCUUCAAGCCAAGUUAUCAACAAAUAAUGAUGGCGUUGAUCAACAUGAAAGAGAUCAUUUGUUAUCGUUGCAAGAAGAACCUGUGAAAUUGAUGCCAAAUGUAACCGAGGAGGAGAAAUCCUUACAACUGGAAGCUGUUUGCAAACAGUUACAAACUGAGAGAGAAAAUCUGACUCAUCGUUUAAAAGAUCUAGAGGGGAAGCUGAAUAAAGCGCAAACCGAAGUCGCCAACGCCAAGAUCUCUAUGGCCCAGAGAACCAGCCAGUUUCAGGCUAUACAAAACGAACUGCUGGAAAAAGCUUCAAAAACCGCCGGUCUACAGCAAGACAUUACAAGAAAAUCUUUGAAGAUCACAACUCUGCAAAAGCAGCUGCAAGAAAUAACGAACGAACAUUCCGCUUGCGCUGCGAGAACUUCAGAUCUGGAGCAGGAGCUCACGGAUUGUAAAGAACAAAUAAUACACUUAGAGCAAAACAUCAGCAAAGAGCACGAGGAGGUUCUGCUGGCAUUUGAGAAAUCCAAACUCAUUCACCAGGACCAACACGGGGAGCUCAGGAAGCAGAUUGAAUAUUUUCAGUGUCAAAUGGAUAUGAAGAAUAUGCAAAUAUCUGAACAAGACAAUACUAUAAAAUCUCUGCAACAUGACAACUUAUUAAAGCAGCAACAGCUUGAAUCCCUGGAUCAGAUGCUAUCAGGAACUAAAAUGGAAAUGGAUCUUCAAGCUAAAACCACACAUGAUGUAAUAAGAAAACUGGAAACCCAAGUUGAAGAAGAAACCAUGAAGGUAAGGCUCCUUGAAUCUGCCUUAGCCGUAUGUAAGGAAGAACUGGAGUUGUAUUUGCAACAAUCGGAAGAUAACAGAGAGGCCUUUGAAAACCAAGUCAAGAAGAAGUCUGAAGAGGUACAGUGUUUGAAGGAGGAAUUGAAAUUAAGAACUCUGAGUUAUCAGGAAACCAGUGAAGAAAACUUACGCUUGCAGCAAACUCUCCAACAGCAGCAGCAGAUGCUGCUACAGGCAACAGCACGAAUCGGAGAUCUGGAAGAUACCCAGGCAGAGCUAGAGAAACAGUUAUUUAGGUUGGAACACAAAGUUCAGAAGGAAAGAUCUGCUUCAGAAGAAGAUAAGCGGAGGACGGAAGAGAAGCUCAGUGCGGCUCGCCAGGAACUGGAUUCCAAGACGCAACAAGUUCAUGAGCUUAGCAGCACUAUAAGUCAGUUGAGAUCUGAGCUGAACCAGUACAAAGACAAACUGGCCCAAAUGGAGGAGAAGAUAAAUUCUCAGAAACGUGACGGAGAAACAAAGUCCAGGGAACUGAACCACUUGGAGAUGACUUUACAACACAAACAAGCAGAGCUAGAGAAGAAAACACAAUGCAUAGGUGAGUUAGAAGAGAAAUUGCUCUUGGCUGAGAAGGAUGCUAGGAGAAGUGAAGAACUGGAGUCUGAGCUACGCACCAUGCAAGAGGAGUUACAGGAUUGUAAAACACAUGUGAAGGAAUUGCAGGAGAUGCUCACUCACGCUAACUUAUCUCUAGAGGAGAAGAAAGUGAUCAUACAGGAUCUCACGGAGGAGCUUAGAACAUGUAGGAGUGAACUGGAUGACAGAGACCAUGAAUUACUUGACAUGGACCAGGCACUAAAGGACAGAAACUGGGAACUGCAGCAAAGAGCUUCACAGCUGAACCAACUCGACAUGUCUAUUCGGGAACACAAGGAAGAAAUGGACACAAAAUUACUCAGACUGGAAAGUGCUUUGGAGAAAUCUCAGCUGGAGCAAAAAGAACAUAUUGCCCAGAUCACAUCUUUGGAUGAAAAAUUACAGUUAGCAAGAGAGAAGCUUUGUGAAAAAGAUUUUGAUUUGCUACAAAAAGAUCAAACUAUAAAUCAGCUAAAAAAGGACAUGGAGAGAACACAGCUUAUUAUGUCCGAUAUGGAAAAAUCUAUUAAAGAACAGGAGACGCACAUCACAGAGCAACAGCAAGAGAGAAUGGAUUUAAGCCAGCAAGUAAGGCUUGCGCGAGAACAAAUGCAGUUCACCCACCUACAGCUGAAUGAGACCCGACAGCAGCUCGCUGAAGCGCAACAAGAAUCGCAAAGACUUGCCCGCAAACUGGAAGAAACCACCGUGCAUUCUAGACAAAUGCAAGAGCAAAUGAAAGUGCAGUUAGAAGAAGCGCAACAUUCCAUUUGCAGUUUGAAGACAGAACUUCAGGCCAGGAACGAGGUUAUCAAAGCAACUAACGAAGUGCUUUUUCUAAAGGAAUCUGAAUUAACAAGGUUAAAAACCCGUAUAUCCGGCUAUGAGAGAACAAUAACCCUCAUGCAGCAGCAAAAUUCAACGGCUUUUACUGAACAUAAUUCAAUGGAUUCAAGUAAACAUUACCAAAUGUCGGAUUCUAAAGCAUUUGGGAUACGUAGAUCUGUAAGCACUAGUGACAUAAGCUUGAAUGACAUCAGUUCAUUGGAUCUACCGAAGAGCAUGAUGGAGGAUUUAAGGAAUAUGCUUCUGCCGGAUUCCACACCAAUGAAAAGCGCAGAAGACAAGUUUUCUUGUUUGUCAUCAGACAGUUUCAAUGACUCUUCAUUCAACCCUCUUUCAUAUGCGGUAGACGAAAACUGUGAUGUAGCCUCCGAUUCCACAGACUUAGAUACACUCAGUGGGAUGCUUAAAUAUAUAAAGAAAGAAAUGAAAAUAUCUGAAACCUCCAAUGCACACAGCACAGGCCAAGGAUACGUAGGCUGAGAAUAGACGCCAAGAAUAGCAGGGGCAAAACCACUUGAACCUGAGUUGGAUAUCAGCAUUAAGAAAAUGAAAACAAAUCUUUGUAUUUUUAUAAAUUUGUUGUAAUUUAUUUGUAUAACUGUUUAUUAUUUAUUAGUAUUGGUUUAAAAAUGCUUUUUAUAUUUAUUACAUGUGCAGCCAAACAAUAUUUAUAAAGUGGAGAUCAUAAAAUAAAGUUUAUUUUAUUAUUUGUAA
Molecule: messenger RNA, 4032 nt
Organism: Bombina bombina (fire-bellied toad)
Lineage: Eukaryota; Metazoa; Chordata; Amphibia; Anura; Bombinatoridae
Gene: CCDC18
Product: coiled-coil domain containing 18
Source: RefSeq, a predicted model, not a curated record